Molecule: messenger RNA, 480 nt
Organism: Trichosporon asahii var. asahii CBS 2479
Lineage: Eukaryota; Fungi; Basidiomycota; Tremellomycetes; Trichosporonales; Trichosporonaceae
Product: arp2/3 complex 16 kDa subunit (p16-arc)
Exons: 4
Coding region: 1-480 (159 amino acids)
Biological process (GO): Arp2/3 complex-mediated actin nucleation; regulation of actin filament polymerization
Cellular component (GO): Arp2/3 protein complex; cytoplasm; actin cytoskeleton
Molecular function (GO): actin filament binding
Source: RefSeq, a predicted model, not a curated record
AUGUCGAACGAGUACGCGUUCCGCAAGAUCGACAUCGACGCGCUCGAGGGAGAUAUUCUCCUCCCGUCGGAUCUCUACGACCCCGACCCCCGCGGACCGGACGGAGCGCUUGCCGACGCUCAGGCGAGGAGUCAGGAGAGCCGAGGACAGGUGUCAAGGGGCGACAUCGCCGGUGCUCUUCAGACGAUCCUGACCGACCCUCCUUACGGAGAGGGUGUUGACCAGGCCAAGAAACUCACUACUGAUGCCGUCCUGAUGAUCCUCAACUCCACCCGCGCUUCCGACAUUCCCACCGUGAUCAAGGGCCUCGACCAGGAGCAGCAGUCGCGUCUAAUGGCCUACCUCUACAAGGGAAUGUCGGCCCUCGGCCAAGGAGCGGACGUCUCUGGAUCUGUGCUGCUGACCUGGCACGAGAAGCUUACCGAGGUCGCUGGAGUUGGCUGCAUCGUCCGUGUUAUGACGGACCGUCGCACGCUGUAG